This is a messenger RNA of Coffea eugenioides, 1545 nucleotides long. RefSeq names its product NAC domain-containing protein 43. The record is from RefSeq and is a predicted model, not a curated record. Lineage: Eukaryota; Viridiplantae; Streptophyta; Magnoliopsida; Gentianales; Rubiaceae. Gene Ontology annotation, molecular function: DNA binding. The transcript is spliced from 3 exons. Bases 1 to 1422 code for a protein of 473 amino acids. Gene Ontology annotation, biological process: regulation of DNA-templated transcription.
AUGAGGAUAUCUGUGAACGGGCAAUCCCAGGUGCCUCCUGGAUUCAGGUUUCAUCCUACAGAAGAGGAACUCUUGCAAUACUACCUGAGAAAGAAGGUUGCAUAUGAGAAGAUUGACCUGGAUGUCAUUCGAGAUGUUGAUCUCAAUAAGCUAGAGCCCUGGGACAUUCAAGACAAAUGCAAAAUAGGAUCCACCCCACAAAAUGAUUGGUACUUCUUCAGCCACAAAGACAAGAAAUACCCAACUGGAACACGCACAAAUCGUGCAACAGCUGCCGGGUUCUGGAAAGCCACAGGCCGGGACAAGGUCAUUUACAGUAACUCUAGGCGCAUAGGCAUGAGAAAGACGCUGGUUUUCUAUAAAGGUCGUGCCCCUCACGGCCAAAAGUCUGAUUGGAUCAUGCAUGAAUAUAGACUGGACGAUAACAGUACUAGCAACAACGCAGCUGAAGUUUGCAAUGCCGCGGCAGAAGCAGCAGCACAGGAAGAGGGGGGUUGGGUGGUUUGUCGAAUAUUCAAGAAGAAAAAUCACCAUAUAAUUAAAAGUCUGGAUCACGCUACUCCAUUUGUCACCACUUGCUCAAUCGUCACAACAGCAGAAUGCACAAGAGGCCCCCGCCAAAGGCUAAUUGGUUCCAGUGAUGAUGAUGACGACGAACGAUCGCUGGAAAAAAUACUCGAGUACAUGGGAAGGACAUGCGCGGAGGAAAGAGGUCGAGAUCAAGCAAACCAGAGCGCGACACCAAUGUUUCCGAUGGUGCCAGUUGACAUAGUCACCAAAAGCACUGGCCAGCUGUGUGAUAGAUUUAUGAAGCUUCCUGGUCUAGAAAGCCCAAAAUCUUCGCCUAGGACGACGACUACUUGCACUCAUGCUUGUUACCAACCCAUCACUUCCCUUCAAGUACUGCCCGGCAGAGGUGGCGAUGACGCCGAUGAUGUUCCUCAUGAUCCCUGUAUUGCACUCAUGAGCCAAGUAAAUGUGGUCAACGCUGCCGAUCAUCUCCACUCAGUAAACACUACUAGUACUAAUUAUCGACCGUCAGAAACGGCAGCCGGCCUCAGCGACUGGGCAGCCCUCGAUAGGCUGGUGGCUACGCACCUUAAUGGCCAGAACGAGACAGCCAAGCACUUGUCUUCCUGUUUUGAUGGUGGUGAUCACCCAGCCGAUCCCAGGGCCGUGGCAGCUCCGUGCUGCGGCCCUCCCGUACCCGACCAAGAUCUCCAACUACACUACCAACUAAUUAGGUCAUUAUCAUCAUCAGCUUCAUCCUCUGACGUCAUCAACAACCACCACAACCACAGCUGCAACAACAACAAGAGUAGGGAUUAUCAUCACGAUGAAUGCGAAUUGUGGAGCUUCGUGCGAUCGGCUUUGGCCCCUACUGACCCUCCUUUUAGCCACAUGCCCAAUGUUCGGGUCUAAACCAAACAGGACUCAUCUCCAAACAAACGAGUACUCCUCAUCAUGUGCCUUGCGCCCCAAUAGUCAAAAGCUUUAAUCAUUGUUAAUAAUAAUAAAGAUGACCCAUCAGUGCCAUAAAAUUGU